Messenger RNA from Hordeum vulgare subsp. vulgare (domesticated barley), 710 nucleotides. RefSeq lists its product as uncharacterized. The transcript has a single exon. The record is from RefSeq and is a predicted model, not a curated record. Gene Ontology annotation, molecular function: cysteine-type endopeptidase inhibitor activity. Bases 125 to 505 code for a protein of 126 amino acids. NCBI's taxonomy places the organism in Eukaryota, Viridiplantae, Streptophyta, Magnoliopsida, Poales, Poaceae.
CGUGUCUUUGCAUCCCUCACAGAGAGUUAAUUAGCUAGCCUCCAGUUAGCCAUUAGCUAGCAAGCAAGGUUACUGGUUAUAAGUAUAGCUAGCUACUAGCUAAUUACGUAGUCAUCCAUCGACCAUGAAGCAACCGGGCGUUGUUGCCGCGCUAGCACUCGUCGUCGUGGUCACCGCGGCGGUGCUGCUGCCCGGAGCGACUGUGGCGGCGGUCGCGACGCGGCCUGCCAAGUACACGUACCAGGAGGACGCGAGCAGCGACUUCAUAAGGAGCGUGGGCACGUUCUCGGUGACCGUGUACAAGCUCGCCCACGGGCUCACCAUGUCCUACACGAGCACGUCGCAGUGCUGGUCCGUGGCGUCCGGCGAGGGCCACGAGUACUGGAUGGUGCUCACGGCAAGGAACGGACAGGGGGUCUACGCCAGGUAUGUGUCCAUCGUCUGGGGCAUCCCGGGGUCGGAGUCCAAGACGUGGAAGCUCCUCAGCUUCAGCAGCACCGACUGAAACAAUGAAGCUACGGAUGUGUGCACUGUGGCGACAUUUGAUGUAUACUUGGUUUAGUUUAAUUUACUUCUUUGAGGUCGAUAGUGUUCACUGUCUCCUGGUGUUGAUUAUUGGGUGCGUUGCGAUUUUAGUGUUUCCAUCUUAAUCUUGAUAUGUUGUACUUCUAUUAUUUUGAAAUCAAUAAAUGUCCUGCUUAUUUAGUAAA